GUGAUAAAGAGGAAGAGCUGUUUCUUUUUUAUUUAUUUUUUAUUAAAAAAAAUUACUAAGAACCAUGACAUUGAUUUCUUUCAAUGCCAGUCUUGUCUGGGCAUUAUGCCUCUUCUCUCUCGUCUCUGUUCAAGCAAAGCUGUCCAUCUAUCACAUUCAGGAUGGUGAUUACAUUAAGCGUGGUGAGAUUACAGACCUUUCUACCACACCUGUAUACACACCUACAAAACAUGAGAUUCUCGUAAAGCCCGAAGCUAAAGCGCUCUACAAGCUCAAGAUCAAGGAUGACAGCACUGGUCGUUUGAUGAUGUCUUCUAUUCCCUACCGUCAAUUGGUGGCUAAUGACUGGCAAGAUACUUUCAAGAUUCAUUUAGACGAUAAGGGCGAGGUUUAUCACGUUGAUUAUUAUGCUGGAGAGAAUGCUUGCACAGAGACAAAGACUCCUUUGGUUGGUGAAGCGUUCAAGACAACUAUUCAAUUGAUAAAGCCUGUUCCAGGUCCCGUGCCUCGGUUGAUUCAACUGAAUACAAACAAACCCGCCUCUCAGCCUAGUUCUGGAGUUAACAAGGAAGGAACUGUCGUUGAGAUCCAAGAGGAGCAAUCCUUUUUCCGUAAAUAUUGGUAUAUUAUUGCUCUUGGUGGCAUCCUCUUCUUGUCAGCAACCAACCCUCCACCUGAAGAAGCAAAAUAAGCUUUAUUUUACUUUAUUUUUUACUUUAAUAUAAUAUAAUUUUAUGUUUUAUU
Messenger RNA from Phycomyces blakesleeanus NRRL 1555(-), 744 nucleotides. RefSeq lists its product as hypothetical. The record is from RefSeq and is a predicted model, not a curated record. Lineage: Eukaryota; Fungi; Mucoromycota; Mucoromycetes; Mucorales; Phycomycetaceae. Bases 65 to 691 code for a protein of 208 amino acids. The transcript is spliced from 7 exons.